Molecule: messenger RNA, 1380 nt
Organism: Ruditapes philippinarum (Manila clam)
Lineage: Eukaryota; Metazoa; Mollusca; Bivalvia; Venerida; Veneridae
Exons: 1
Coding region: 1-1380 (459 amino acids)
Source: RefSeq, a predicted model, not a curated record
AUGGAAAAUAUAUCGGAUGCAGAUAAACAUAGCUUAAGCAAAUCUGAAACAGAAACGCUUGACGAAGACAAAGCAGAGCUUCUACGGAUCAGUAAAAAAGUUAGUUUAAUGCUAUAUGACUUAAAGGUGAACAAAGAAAUAGCCGAACAGAACAGACAUAUUGUACAAAAUGCGCGAACAAAUGCCAGAGAUAAUAUUAGAAAGUUACGGAUGGAGGUGAAUGAUUUCUUUAACAAACUAGAAAAUGCAGUGGAUAAGAAAGUUGAAAACAUGAGAAGUGAUGAUUUUCAGACUCUCUCAAUACUUUCUUCGGAGAAUGAAGACUUAAAUAAGAAACUUGUUAUUAUCAGUAACUACAUUGACAAACAUAUAAAAGAAGGAAAGGUGGUUACAGAUAUUGAUAAAGUAAGAAAAGAAAUAAGAGAUCUUGAAACGAGUAUAAGAAAGUUGAGUAUUGAUAACAAUGUCCACGAAUACACAUUUGAAGCGGAAGAGAGAAUCAAAGACAUGAUGAAACACGUCAAGCGUCUAGGUGAUCUUAUUCUCGAAACAGAAAAGAAACGAACAGUAAUACGAAUGUCUGAAAUCAGUCUAAAUGAUAAAUGUGAAAAUGAACGGCUGAUACCAUUUCUAUCUGGGUUAGCGUUUGUGUCUGAAGAUCACAUAGUCGCCACAGAUUAUGAAAAUCGAUGCAUUAAGCUAAUCAGUGUACCAGACGACAAAAUAGUAUCUGUACUUCCGGUAUUGACAGAACCCUGGGACGUAGCAAAAGUAAAGUCAGAUCAGUUGGCCGUCACACUUCCAUUAAAGAAGAAGAUACAGUUUCUAACUGUAAAAUCGACUUCUCUUGAGCAAGUGUCGGAAAUAAAUCUCAAGUCGGAGUGUCGCGGUAUAGAGAGUAAACGCGAAAUGCUGUUUGUUUCAUUUAUCGAACCAGCAAAAGUUGAAAUAAUCGACUUAAAAGGACAUGUGAAAAAAAGUUUUGAGUUCGAUGAAAUGGGGUAUGAACUGUUCAGCUGGCCGGGUUAUAUCGCUCUUUGCCCGGAAAAUCCCGGAAGUUCGAGGAGUUACAUGUAUGUGUCCGACAAAGAUCGGAAUACGGUCACGUGUCUUUCUGAAGAGGGCAAGGUCAUUGCUGUAUAUGGAGGAGACGUUUUAAAAGGACCACGUGGUGUGUCAGUCGACAAUGGUGGACAUGUAUUUGUGUGUGGUAGGGCCUCAAAUGAUUUGUGUCAGAUAAUGGUAAAGUCAGGUAAAAUAGAAUAUCUACUAGAGAGAAGUCAAGGGCUGAAACAACCGCACGGAAUUGUGUGUCACGGGAAUCGUGUGUUUAUUAGUAGCUGUGGAGAGAAAAAUAUUAAGAGUUGGGAAAUCGUUUGA